CUCAUUUUCUACCAACUACUGAAGCAGCAGCAACAGCUUUGCUCUGACCGGGAUUAACAGGCUCCUAAAGAAUAUCUUUAAGUGGCUUAUAUGUAAAAAGGUGAACUUGCCUUUUUCCGGACUGCCUCCCAGCUGCAAUGAUGUGGGUCCUGGAGAAGAUCAGAGCAUCACCUAUAAAUGGAAACUCACAGAGUCCUUUCUUACAGGCAGCACCAGACAAAGUCUGGGGAGGUGCUGCUGCUUAUCCCAAUGUUUUAACCCCUGACAAGAUCCCCGAGUUCUGCAUCCCCCCCAGACUGACCAAUCCUGCAGGUGGUCCUGAUGUCUCUUGGCACCAACGCCCCUCUGGAGACUGCAGUCUGUGCCCCUCUGGCAGAGCUGAUCGCAGCCCAAGCCGGUUCUUGCCACAUCUCAUCCAGGUAGAAAGUGCCGAGGAGAUUCCAGUUCUGGAGGAAGAAAACACCAAUUCGGACCCACAGUCCCAAGCAGCAUUGUCCUUGCCCCACUUUCCCAAAACCCAGACUUCCUAUGGAUUCUGUACCUUACUGGAGAGUCCCCACAUCAGGAGGAAGGAGUCCAUCUUCCAUAGUGACCCAGGCAGUGGUUCUCUUCCCAGCUUGAGGCUACCUAGACCGAGGGCCAACACUUACAGCAGCAAAGGGUCUGUUUCCAGCCCUGUUGCAAUUGGCUCUGCCAGACUGCCUCCUAAGCAUCUGUACUUGCCCAAGCAAGGCACUUUUGACAGUGACACUGCUUCUUCCACUGACUCUUCUCCUUUCAGCUCACCACUUCUUAGUAGAUCUUUUCCCAGAUCCUGCCCCUUGCUCAAAGCUCGGAGCCAAGAGGGGCUGUUGUGCAGAGCAUUGAAAGCAAAGAACAAAUCCAGCUUGGGAAGAAAUAACUCUCUAUCAACUGAUGAGAGCAGCUCUAAUGAUAACAGUCCCAGUGCUACCAGGAGGUGUUCAGAGGGGCUGCUUGCUCCACGGAGCUUCAGUCUGUCAUGUUCACCUAUCUUCCCACUGGACCUUACCUGUGGCAAAGAGAGGCUUGCUGGAGAGAGCACCAUCUUACUGGAUCGGGGAGGACUGUUGCGACUUUCAGCUGAGUAUUGUUCAGAAAACCGAAGGCUUAGGAUCCGUCUGAUUAAUGCAGAAGGCUUAUAUGAUGCAUCUGUGGAGUCAAAAAAUAUAAACUGCUGCAUCACCUUUUCCCUUGUGCCUGGAAAGAUUCAGAAGCAGAGAAGCACUGUCAUAAAGAGAAGCAGGAAUCCCAUUUUUAAUGAGGACUUCUUCUUUGAUGGCAUUGCAGAGGAUGACCUUUACAACUUUUCUGUGAGGAUGAAAGCUAUGAAUAAAGGGUGUAAUAUGAAAAGAGACUGCAUCUUAGGUGAAAGUGAGUUGUGUUUGAUGAAUAUUUUAUCUAUAUAAAAUGCCAAAUA
Molecule: messenger RNA, 1438 nt
Organism: Gavialis gangeticus (Gharial)
Lineage: Eukaryota; Metazoa; Chordata; Crocodylia; Gavialidae
Product: C2 calcium-dependent domain-containing protein 4C-like
Exons: 2
Coding region: 138-1427 (429 amino acids)
Source: RefSeq, a predicted model, not a curated record